This is a messenger RNA of Lachnellula hyalina, 682 nucleotides long. RefSeq names its product 54S ribosomal protein, mitochondrial (gene MRPL2). Gene Ontology annotation, cellular component: ribosome; mitochondrial large ribosomal subunit. Lineage: Eukaryota; Fungi; Ascomycota; Leotiomycetes; Helotiales; Lachnaceae. Gene Ontology annotation, biological process: translation. The record is from RefSeq and is a predicted model, not a curated record. Gene Ontology annotation, molecular function: structural constituent of ribosome. The transcript has 2 exons. The annotation marks the transcript as partial.
AUGCUGCUCCCACGAUUACAGCCGCCGUUACGGGCAGCACUCACCUCAAUCGCUCGGUCCGGUCAAUCUUCAAGUCUCAACGAUGCUUUUGCGCAACUCGCGAUCAGAAGCCCGGUGUUGACGUUUGUGAGGCAUGCAUCGCACGCCCAGCAAGGAGCUGUGAAUAAGGCCAAAGAUGGACCGGGAAAGAGACUCGGUGCCAAGAAAUCUGGAGAACAAUAUGUCAUUCCUGGCAACAUCAUCUUCCGCCAACGCGGCACACACUGGUUCCCCGGCGAGAAUUGCGCCAUGGGCCGCGACCACACCAUCUACGCGACGGAAUCGGGAUACGUCAAGUACUACAAGGACCCCGAGACGCACCCCAAGCGCCAGUACAUUGGCGUGGUGUUUGAGCGGGCCCAGGUCCUGCCGUUGCCGCGGAAUAGCAUGAGGAGGCGGAGGUUGAACAUGGUGGCUGAGCAGAUGGAGACGCCGCCCAAGGUGGAGGUGAAGCUCAGGACUGAUUUGGCCGGGGGUGUGGACGCCGAUGGGAGUAAGAAGGGUGUUGUUAGUGUGAAGCAGGGCUCUGGGAAGGAGAGGAGGGGCGAGGAGGGGAGGGUUUUGACACUCAGGCCUGGAUAUAUGUAUCGGGAGGCUAAUUGGGAGAUUGGGAGGGCGGCUGAGAGGGCCAAGGUUAAGGUUA